Molecule: messenger RNA, 2386 nt
Organism: Anthonomus grandis grandis
Lineage: Eukaryota; Metazoa; Arthropoda; Insecta; Coleoptera; Curculionidae
Exons: 17
Coding region: 244-2268 (674 amino acids)
Source: RefSeq, a predicted model, not a curated record
CAAAAAAACACGUGCGUUAAAAAAUUUUGGGAAUUUCUGCAAUUUAUGUUAUACUUUAACAUUUAAAAGGACAAAUGAUUAAUAAUGGUAAAAUUUGAGCUUAAUAAUGAUAAAGAGCAGUCUAAAAGCCUAAUGAUUCAUGGUGGAGAGCCUACGAGUGCUGCUGAUGAGUAGUUUUUCUACUGUAAAAUUAUCUUAUCUUUGAUACCUCUCAUCUCCUAUCAGAUAUAUUUAAUUUGCAGUAUGGAUCAGUUAAAGAAAAAACUAAAUUCCCCAUUAAAAGCUUUGGAUGAGUCUAAAUUGGACAGUACCCAUGGGUACUCCUUACAUUCAGAAAUAGAUUUAGAUGCUUCUUAUGAAGAAAAGAUUAUCAAGGAUAUCAUUGGUAGUAUGAGGAAAGCGCUUAAGAGCAACAGCUUUAGUAGCAAAAGUAGUCCAAACAAAAAACUAAAUGGCCAUAGUACUUCAUCUGAUUCGGAAGUCAAAGAUAUAAAUAUUAAAAGAAAGAAGAAAAAAAAGAAAGAUGAAGAACUGCAAUUUAAUUCUUCAUUUUGUCAUAGUGACAGCAGCAGUAGUGGUAUCUGGAAAUUAAAAAAGGAAAAGAGAAAACUUGAGUUUAAAGAAAGCUCGGAUGAGAAAAGUCCUCACAAAGCAAAAAAGAAGAAGGCACAUAUUGAACUGAGUGAUAAUAGUAGUAAAUUAGGUGUAUUUUCGCCAACUUUUAUGAAUGAAACAGUGUCCAUUGAAGACAUUAAAGAAGAAUCAACCAAGAGCAUUAAAAGUUAUGCAUGUGAACUUAAUGAGUCUAAAGAGAAUUCAAGUGAGGAGAAAACUUCUCAGAAACUGAAAAAAGAGAAAAAGAGGAAGGCGCAUAUUGCCGAAGUAAUAGAAGAAGAGAGUAAAUUGGGGAUUUUCUCUUCAACUUUUAUGGAUGAAACAAUAUCUGAUUUGAGCAGUAUUGAUUUUAAAGUAGUAUCAUCCCACAGUCUUAAAAGCCUUGCAUGUAGCCUUAAUGGGUCUAAAGAAAGUUCAAAUGAGGAGAAAAGUUCCCAGAAACUAAAAAAGAAGAAGAAGAUGCAUGUAGCUGAGCUGAAUGAAAAAGAAAAUAGUAAAUUAGACAUUUUUACACCCAACACAUUGUCUGAUGACAGCAGUAUAGACAUUAAAGAGGUAUCAAAGAGAAGUCGUAAAAAAUACAAAAAACUGUCACCAAGCGAUAAAAAGCUGGAUUUAUUAUCCCCAGACUUUGAAGUGCCUCCCCUCCAUAAACUCCUUAACCGAGUUUCCAAACCAAAUCCAGAGCAGAGGGCACUUAUCCAAUUAAAUCAAAUAGCAACUAAAUCGGGGAAGUACCUGAAACAUGAAGAUCAGCAAAUUUUGGAGAACUGGCAACACUUUAUACAAGUAAAUGAUUUGCCCAAUGAUGCAACACGUUUUUAUUCACUGGACAAGAGGUUUAUUCAUGCCACUGAUAAGCAGAAGUUUCUUUAUUAUUUGGCACGGAAUAUGCCGGAAAGGACGCCUUAUAGUGUGUAUCAGAGGUUUAAGUGUUUGGUGAUGAAUACCAAGCAAGGAAAAUUUUCCCAAGAAGAAGACGCCUAUAUCCUAAAAAAGCUAACCAAAAAAAACAAAAAAAAGAACUGGGGUGCAGUAAAGAUCGCAAACAAACUAAAUCGAUCGGUAAAGUCGAUACAUAAACGCAUUGAAAUCUUACAAAACCAACACACGCGAAAGAUAAAGUUUAAAGGGCAAAAUGCCGCCACUUUUAUCAAAUAUCUGAUUAAAGUCACGGGGAUUCCUAAGUAUGACGUCGGCCAGUUGAAGGACCGCACUAUCACCGCUGAACAGUGGGCCAAACUAUCCAGGAAACUGGACGGUAUACCAGUGAGGGUUUUACAGAAGGCUUGGCUCUGUAAACUCUAUCCGGCGCUGUUUAUUCCGGACGAUGUGGACGAUAUGGCCGACGUCAAAUUUAAAUUGAUUCAAGUUUUAUCCCAGAGCAACGAGACUGAGUGGAAAAGUAUCAGUUGGGCCAAAUUCGUGCCCCAUUUCGAGGGAUUCACCGGCUUAAGGUUGUACAUUUUGAUGAAUCAGCUGGUGAAAAAAUACGUAGCCCCUCAUAGAAGGCACAGUUUAAAAAAAUGUUUGAAGACUUUAUUAAAAGUUAAAAGGGAAGAAAUGCCAAGCAAACCGAUAGAGAAAAUUUCAUAUGAAAACGGAACAGUGAGCCAACGUGGUGUGAUUUUGGUUAAAGAAGAGGACGAUUAAGUUUUAACGGCAUGUAUUAAAUAAGUGUUAUUUAGUUUCACAUUUUAAGUGCGCAAUGUUCUUUUUUAAAAAUUCUAUUUUGAGGCCAUCGAGAAUUAAAUACAUAUUUUAUACAAAA